AUGCCACCAAACGCUUCGGAUCCCAAAGACCUCAAAAUUGUCCUCAACCCUGCAAAACGACGCGCUCUCACCACCCUCCUAGGAAGCAUCGUAACGCACAUGCGCAAGGAAAUCGAGCACACAUUCGAGCCCUCCCCCCUCCAAGAACCAGCUCCUCUUCUAGUCGACCCAGAGAACUCACGUGACCGGCCCAAAAUCGACCCCGAGGAAGAAGCACGCCAAUGCCGCCUCGAAGCUCGUUUUGAGAACUCGCUCUCUACCCCUAAACUGCGGGGAUUGAAAAGAGACGCGUUGCGUUAUUUCGAUACAUGGGCGAAUGAGGUGGCACGUGUGUUUAAGAAACUCACUGAAGGAUCGGAAGAUCCGCGCUCGGAGCAGAGAAGACGCGAAUGGCUUGCUGCGAGAAAUCCGCCGCCUCCUCCUUAUCAGCCUAAUGCACCCGACUUCAUCAAGACGCCCGAAGCGGAAGCAGCAGCUCUAGCUGCCGAAGCCAGGGAGGUGGGAGAAGCUAAAGAUGUCUCAAUACUACAAUCGCUAUAUCCGCCAGUAGCUACACGUCUCACUACCAUCUCUAAAGAUGACAGGCAUUGCGUGAUUAGUUGUAUGGUGUUGCUGCUACUGAGCCUGGGUCAUUACUCUGCUCAUUCGAGAACGCUGCUGUGUUAUUUGACGAGCAGUUUGGAGAUGCCGAUGAGUGUGCUUACGACGGAGGAGACGGAGAUUGCGAGGACGUUGAUGCUGGCUUCUAAGACGCUGACUGCGGAUGCGGAGACGAAGAAGAGGCAGGCGGAGAAUGCUUCUUCGAGGAGGUGGAAAGUUGGGCUUGCUUCUGUGGCUGGUGCGGCAUUGAUUGGUGUAACGGGUGGGCUUGCUGCUCCUGUUGUUGCUGGAGCUAUUGGGGGGCUUAUGGGAGGUGUUGGACUUGGAGGCGUAGCCUCUUUCCUCGGUAUCUUCGCCAUGAACGGUGCUCUCGUCGGGUCUUUAUUCGGCGCCUUUGGAGGGAAAAUGACCGGGAAAAUGGUAGAUCAAUACGCCAAAGAAGUAUCAGACUUCAAAUUCCUCCCCGUAGCCUCAGAGUGGGGCGAACACACCACCAAACCAGAAACCGAAGAGGAAUCCCGGCGUCUCCGCGUAACAAUCGGCAUAAACGGAUGGCUAAACUCUAGGGAAGACGUGGUUAAGCCCUGGAGAAUCCUAGGCCAGGAUAGCGAAGUGUUCGCAUUGCGGUACGAGAUGAACGCGCUGAUCGAACUGGGGAAUUCGUUGAAGAACAUGGUUUCUUCCUAUGCGUGGUCAUACGUCAAGCUUGAGAUUCUCAAGCGGACGGUUCUCGCAACUCUCUGGUCAGCUCUCUGGCCUGUCUAUUUGUUGAAGAUGGCAACUAGCAUCGACAACCCAUUUGCAGUGGCACGCAACCGCUCGGAGAAGGCUGGCGAGGUGCUAGCAGACGCUCUCAUCAACAAAGCACAAGGCGAACGCCCCGUGACGCUCAUCGGGUAUUCACUCGGCGCGCGAGUCAUCUACUCAUGCCUAAAAUCCCUCGCGGAGAGAAGGGCGUUCGGGCUCGUGGAGUCCGUAGUCUUCAUCGGCGCUCCGGUCCCGUCAAACGCAGACAACUGGCGCACGAUGUGCAGCGUUGUCUCCGGGAAAAUUUUCAACGUCUACUCUGAGAACGACUACAUCCUCGCGUUCCUGUACCGCGCAACCUCGAUCCAAUUCGGCGUUGCUGGUCUGCAGGAAAUAAGCAACGUGCAGGGAGUGAGCAAUCUGGAUCUCAGCAAGGAAGUCUCAGGACAUCUGCGGUAUCCAGAACUCGUAGGCAAGAUCUUGAAGCGGGUAGGCGUCGAGAGUGUGCUGGUGGAAGACGCGACUAUCGAGAUAGACGUCGCGCCGCAAGGGAGCGAAAUCAAGCUGGUGGAUGAAGAGGAUCUGAUUGAUUUCGGAAACGGGAAUGAGGUGGAUGAUACAAAGGGGGAAUCAUUUAGUAUGCUUGAGCAUGAUCAUGAUCCUCUUCUCCACCCGGCAUCAGCACCAACACCAAGUCGUCCACCGCCAGCAGCAUCCUCAUCUCGCUCAACAGCUAAUAUAAGAACCCACGACCCCCUUCUCAACCCCUUACCCCCGUCUCGUCCAAACCCGCCUACUACACGUUCAGCACCCGCAGCCAUCCCACACCUAACAGAUACCCUAUCAAAUACACAGAUCAAUUCCCCUCCCUCCAUAUCCACAUCAACUCUCCCCCAGUCCAACAAAUACACAUCCAAACCCGAAACCCAAACCCCAAACUACUCAUCUGAUGAAGACACCUCCACCGGCAUCCAAAUGCUAGACAACGACGAUCUCCAAACCCUAGAAUGCGAGCCAAUCCCCGAUUCCCCCGUCGAGCUACCCGCUAGCCAAGGCUAUGAUGCCAGGGAGGACGUUAAAGUACUAUCCAAAUUCGAGGAGCAGAAGAGCUUGAGUAGUGCGUUUCCAAGGAGAUAG
Messenger RNA from Lachnellula hyalina, 2484 nucleotides. RefSeq lists its product as uncharacterized. Lineage: Eukaryota; Fungi; Ascomycota; Leotiomycetes; Helotiales; Lachnaceae. The transcript has 2 exons. The record is from RefSeq and is a predicted model, not a curated record. The coding region runs from base 1 to 2484 and encodes 827 amino acids.